AUAUGUUUCUACGUUCAGUUUGGCGGCAAAAUCAGUCGCGUUGACAGUUCUUAUUUUUUUUUCAGUCAAUGACAAUCGGAUAAUGCGGGUUUAUUGACUAGAUUUCAUUACAAUGUUUGUGUAUGUUAGGUGAAACAGUGAUCUUACGAAAUUGUUUUUUUAAAAAUGGCGGUUAAAUUUGUUUAUCUGUUGUUUCUGUUUUCUUUAGGACAAUGCUCUGUGAUUAUACCUGAGGAGUUGCCGUCGCUGUUGUCCGUUGCUUAUUCUAAUAUUCCACCUAUCAAAAAAGGCACAGACUCUAGAGUUGGCUUUGGGUUUGCGUUCGGAAACCACGCUGACUUUCAGGUCAUGUUCGAACUGGGACCACAGACUAACACAAUGAAUCUUACUGGACAACCGUUCGGGUCGGGGAGCAACAAACGACAAGCGCCGGCCUUGCCACCGCUCAAAGUUAAUAAAAAUAGGGAAAAGUUCCUUCAAACGGACGCCGGAAAAUAUCUUCAGAGCUGGGCGCAGAAGAUGAAGAGCCCAUCAAAAGUUGUUCACAAAAGACCAGAUACGAGUAGACCGGGAGAAGUAAUGAAUCUAGAAGAUUCCGUGGUUGAAUUGAUUAAGAACGAAAAAGGAGAGUACGAGAUUCAUCAACCAAAACCGGGACAUAUGCCUCAAUUCGUUUUAGAUAACCUCAAAAAGCUAUACGGACAAAAGAAAGAAGAAGCACAGAGGUUAGGAGACCAGAAAAGGACAGAAGAUGUUCGAAAAAUAACUGAAGAUUUGUCUAAUGUUGAUUUAGAUUAAGAAAUAAACGAUAACAAAUAAA
Molecule: messenger RNA, 820 nt
Organism: Papilio polytes (common Mormon)
Lineage: Eukaryota; Metazoa; Arthropoda; Insecta; Lepidoptera; Papilionidae
Exons: 5
Coding region: 166-798 (210 amino acids)
Source: RefSeq, a predicted model, not a curated record